AUGGGCGCCGCCGAGGAAUUAGCUGCAGCAGCUCCCAAUUCUUCAAAGGAGGAUCAAGCAAUUACAGAGGAUCAACAGAAGAAGAGUACUGAUGAAGAAGAUAAGAAGAAGAAGGAAGAAGAAGCUCCUCCUCCACCUCCACCUCCAAAGCCUCCGGCUCCUUUUGUCAUAUACAUUGACUUGCAUUGUGUUGGAUGUGCCAAGAAGAUUGAAAAAUCUAUCAUGAAGAUCAGAGGUGUUGAAGGAGUGAACAUUGAGAUGGAAACGAAUCAAGUUACAAUAAAAGGAAUUGUGGAGCCUCAAGUUGUAUGUAGUAAGUUAAUGAAGAGAACUAAGAGAAUGGCUCGUGUUCUUUCACCAUUACCUGUUUCUGAUGAUCAACCCAUUCCUGAUAUUGUCACCUCUCAGGUGAGUGGACUGGUGACUGUGGAACUUAAUGUUAAUAUGCAUUGUGAAGCAUGCGCCCAACAACUUAAAAAAAAGAUUCUCAAAAUGAGAGGUGUGAGAAGUGCGACGACCGAUCUGAGUUCGGAGAAAGUGACUGUGACCGGAACCAUGGACGGGAACAAGCUAGUGGAUUAUGUGUAUAGACACACCAAGAAACAAGCUAAAAUUGUGCCACAACCAGAACCAGAGCCAAAACCAGAACCAGAGUCAAAACCAGAUGAUAAGAAAGAAGAAGAGCCAAAGACAGAACAAGGGGAGGAGAAAAAGGAUCCUACUGAUGAGAAGAAAGAAGAUGGGAGUGCCGGCGCCGGAGAAGGCGAGAAGAAAGAAGAGUCGGCGCCGGAGUCGGCGCCGGAGGAGGAAAAGAAAGAAGGGGGGUCGGGAGAGGAAGUGAUGAAUAUAACAGAGGAACAAGCCAUGCAAAGAAUGGUGUAUUAUUAUCAGCCGUUAUAUGUGAUGGAGAGAAUCCCGCCGCCGCAGUUAUUCUCCGAUGAGAACCCUAACGCUUGUUCUAUUACAUGAUCUUAUUAUUAUUAUUAUGCCAUGUCAUCUUAUCAUCAUUAAUUAAUUGUAUCCCUUUAUAAUUUAUAUCAUA
This is a messenger RNA of Impatiens glandulifera, 1042 nucleotides long. RefSeq names its product heavy metal-associated isoprenylated plant protein 9. The record is from RefSeq and is a predicted model, not a curated record. The transcript is spliced from 5 exons. Gene Ontology annotation, molecular function: metal ion binding. Bases 1 to 969 code for a protein of 322 amino acids. Lineage: Eukaryota; Viridiplantae; Streptophyta; Magnoliopsida; Ericales; Balsaminaceae.